CAGGUCCAGAUUUGCAUAAUUGAAACCCUUAAGUUUGUGUGUGAUCAACUAUCAAGUAUUUUUCUGUACCCCGAUCGCCCGAUCUUCUGCUUGAACACAGAGGAGCUCUACAAGCAAAUCAAUCAGGUUGACAGCCUGACAGGGUCUAGAAUUCCUAAAUAAAUUGGCUGCUCUGAACUUAACCUUACUUACAAAAUCUAUUCCGAAUGAAGCUUACACCGUGGCUUUCUGGGUUACUCAAAAUACCAGCCGCCUUUGGUAUUAUAACAGUCUGCUAUUUGCACUUUUGGUUUUGGAACACAGCCUCUUACAUUGAACUGGAUCAAGUAGCAAACACAUAUGAUUUUAUUGUUGUUGGAGCAGGAUCGGCUGGAGCAGUAAUAGCGUCUCGACUUUCUGAAAAUCGAACCUAUUCGGUGCUGUUGAUUGAAGCUGGAGGCUAUCCGUCUCCAUUAGUUAAUAUUCCACUGAUUUCUGGUAUCUUCCCGUCAACACCUUUCGCCUGGAACUACCAAACUGAGCCGCAGAAAUUUGGUCUUUCAGCUUCAAUUAACCGCAGAUCAAAUUGGCCCAGAGGAAAAGGACUUGGCGGAUCAAGCAUACUGAAUUUUUUGCUCUACGUAAGGGGUAAUAAAUACGACUACGAUCACUGGGCUGCCUUAGGUAACGAAGGAUGGAGCUACGAAGACGUCUUACCUUUCUUCAUUAAGUCGGAAACCAAUACUGGAAGCUUUAUCGACGAGGAAUACCACGGAAAAGAAGGAAAUUUGGUAGUAGAAGAUCGAGCGUGGAAAUCAAAUUUACCCCAAGCUUUCAUCGAUGCUGGUUUGGAGUUGGGAUUCAAUUACGUGGAUAUCAAUGGACGUAAUCAAACUGGAUUUACUAUCCCUCAGUUGACAGCCAAAGAUGGAGCUCGGUGGAGCACGUAUUCGGCUUUUUUGAAAAAUUCCCAUUACGAUCAGCCCAACUUGAAAGUGGUCACAUUUGCGCAAGUUGAAAAAAUCUUGAUCGAUGAAUCAAAGCAAGCGUAUGGGGUCCAAUAUAAAAGACACGGCAAUCUUAAAACAGUUUUGGCGACAAAAGAAAUUAUUUUGUCAGCAGGUGCAAUCGGAUCGCCUCAGAUUCUAAUGUUGUCUGGCAUCGGGCCCAAAGAAGAUUUGCAACGGCUUGAAAUUAAAGUGGAGUCCGACUUGAGAGUCGGUGAUAACCUUCAAGAUCACAUUUACGUGCCUUUGACUCCACUAAUCCAUAACGAUAGCUCCGCUUCGCUAGUGAGCCCAUUUGAUCUCAUGGCAUGGUGGGAUUAUUUUAUUCACGGAACAGGUCAAUACACAAGUAAUGGCGUAGAUGGCAUGGCCUUUAAAAGUUCAGAAAAAUGUGAGCCGGACUGGCCAGACAUGCAACUUCAUUUCGUGUCAUACUCAGCCGCUUCCGAUCACGGGAUUUGCGUGAGGCAUCUUAUUGGUUUAGAAGAGACCGCAUGGAAAGAAUUAUUCGAACCACUAUCUUACGUCGAUACCGCUUCGAUCUUCGCAACGCUAGUUCGACCAAAGAGCAGAGGCUGGAUCCGCCUUCGUUCUGUCAAUCCGUUGAAUGAACCAAUUAUUGACCCACAAUAUUACAGUCACCCUCAAGAUGCUCAAGUGAUGUUAGAAGCUCUUCAAUUCGCGCAGAAAACACUCAACACGACAGCAAUGAAAAAGUACCUACAUCUUUAUGAUUUUCGUCUUCCAAAUUGCCAGGAUUUCCCUAUUGACUCGCAUCCGUACUUGGAAUGCCUUAUACAAUACAUGACAGCUACUUUGCACCAUCCGGUAGGGACUUGUAAAAUGGGUCCAUCAACAGAUCACGAAGCUGUAGUAGAUCCUCAAUUAAGAGUGUAUGGAAUCAAAGGCUUACGAGUUGCUGAUGCUUCGGUGAUACCCGUUAUUCCCAAUGGGAACAUAAACGCGCCUGUUAUUAUGAUCGGAGAGAAAGCUGCCCAUAUGAUUUUAGAAUAUCACAGAAAUAAUUAUAUUCAAAAGAAUUCUUCGGAAAGACAAUCUCAUCGCAAAUUUAUUCCUAAAACUGCUGGAGACGAACUUUAAUUUUUUCUCAAUUAUAUUUGAAUUACAAAAUUUAUUAAAAAAUACACAUUUGAAGUUUGUU
This is a messenger RNA of Daphnia pulicaria, 2148 nucleotides long. RefSeq names its product glucose dehydrogenase [FAD, quinone]-like. The record is from RefSeq and is a predicted model, not a curated record. The coding region runs from base 207 to 2087 and encodes 626 amino acids. NCBI's taxonomy places the organism in Eukaryota, Metazoa, Arthropoda, Branchiopoda, Diplostraca, Daphniidae. Gene Ontology annotation, molecular function: flavin adenine dinucleotide binding; oxidoreductase activity, acting on CH-OH group of donors. The transcript has 14 exons.